Anastrepha obliqua is the source of this 3270-nucleotide messenger RNA. RefSeq lists its product as uncharacterized. The transcript is spliced from 6 exons. The record is from RefSeq and is a predicted model, not a curated record. Bases 1193 to 2521 code for a protein of 442 amino acids. NCBI's taxonomy places the organism in Eukaryota, Metazoa, Arthropoda, Insecta, Diptera, Tephritidae. Gene Ontology annotation, cellular component: plasma membrane.
GCCGAGUGAGGUGAGCUGACCUGUUGGCCAUGCUGUUGCUCAUGUACUCGCCAACAUACGUUGCUUUUGAGCGCGUAAACACGAAUGAAAAGGAACACAAUUUUAGCGAAGAGAAAUUAGAAUAUUAGCAUAUUCGACAGUUAGAGUACAAAGUCCUAAUAACUCAGUUGAUGGCUUCUCACUUCACCUAGCACUUCAGCAACUCAUUUUAAAGAAUACUCGUUUAAUUAGAAUUUUUGUUGUGCAAAAAGGGAGUCACAUCCGAAGAGUGUUAACGAUGGACCCGCAAACAAAGAAACAACAGCCAAAUAAUGCGGUGGCACAGACUAGCACAAUCAAAACAUGUAAAUAAGACUGAUUACUUGUCGCCUGCUCUGAUCAGCGCGCCGCAACCAGGCAGCCAAACCACACACGCAUACACACACAGGCGCGGCACACAGGGGCAAGCGAGCCAGCAAGUAGGCAGAAAAGGCAGCCAGGCAGCAGGCAACUAGGCAGCUAGGCAGCUAUAUGGCCACUCGCCAGUCACCAGGAACGUGGUCGCAUCAGUGUGCGAAUGACUGAUUGACCGAUCGGACGAAUUAUUGUCGUUGUAACAAGCAAGCAAGCGGGUCGCUUGCCGUACCCCUAUACCCGGAAAGUGCUAUCCCCAACCACUAUAAAGCUGCUAAAGUGUUGACAGUGUGACUAGAGUUAAAAUGUAAAAAACUUAGUAAUCUAUACUGUGGAAAUAAUAAAUCUCUAGUAAUUGAGAGUUCUUAAAACAAAGUGAUUAACUACGAAGUAAAAUUUAAGAGCAAAUCUGAGAGUUUUUAAAACCAAAAAACAUCAAAUAACAAAAAUGUGACACACAUCAUUUCACGCAAAUCCAAAAGAAAGUGUGCUGCUCUUAAUAUCAGUGAUGAAUUUUUGAAAACAAAAAACAAAGAAAUAAAAUAUUUAAUUCGAAGAAAAAAGCAUCUGCCUGUACAAUUAAGAGGAGUUAAAAUAAGCAACGCAUUUUAUGUGCGAAAAAGCAGUUUUCAAAAUUGGCGCCUACACUGCUUAUGGAUGAUACAAGACGCUCACACGCUCACUAAAAACCAACGCAAAGCAGGAGCAGCGAGCAUAAUAACGGCGUUAGAAGACAGCAGGAAAGCACUGCUGCAAUUAUAAAUUCCUUAGUAACGCCGCGACAUUAGCUAGCAGCAAAAUGAUAAGUGGCGUCUCCAGCUCGACAUUGGGUCGGGAGGAGGAGCGCAAGCCGCUAAUGGCCGCGUACAUGUUCCAACGACGCGUACUACUCGGUUGCAGCGUGCUGAUGGUGGUCUCGUUAGUUAUGUGGAUCGUGGCCAUUUCUACGGAUCAUUGGGUUAUUAUUACGGGUGGAAAAGGCAUAUUCAUACCGGAGACGCGUCGUUUCUUCAUGUACUCACACUCCGGCUUGUGGCGUCAUUGUCGCUACACCACAACGCCCAAUGCACUACCUACCGCCAAUGUGGUGCGCAACUUCACCUCAAUAGCUUAUGUAAAUCCCAGUACGCUCCUUGAUGCCAAACUAAACGCAUCAAAUCUGAACUUCGUACGUGAAUUCAGCGAAGAAAUUGUGGAAAUGCCAAUGAAAAGUUUCACAGAGUCAGCUAAGCGACGUAUGUUUGCUCAUUGGGUACGUAAUGACGAGCUCGAAUUUCAGACAUUCAAAAAAGCAUUUCAAAAUCUGGUGUUAAAUACAAAUGCAACACGUGCUGAAAUAAUACCAGCGCUAGCUAAACCCAUUGCAAUUGAUCCACUUAAUGUGCGAGAUAUUGAAGCCCGACAAACAUUUGGUUCGGCAUUGCAAAAGGUGAUGGUUAAUUCGACGUCGUACUAUUUUGUCAUACCAGAAGCUGCCCAAUUGGCGAUAUUUCAGGGUUGGAAUGAGAGGCAAUAUGUGCCAAAGCUUUUUUGGCCUUUUGUGCGUGAUUUGGGCGUACCGGCGUUUGUGUUGAAUGAUCAUCAGGUGAUAUUACAGUUGGUGCCACCACUGCCACCAAGUAGCGGCCGGGAAGCUAAUGGUUAUAUUUAUCAAUCAACGGAGCGUUGCAAGUAUAUCGACAUGUUUCCAAAUUCGAAUGCGCUGCGCAGUGACCCCGGCAUUGAUGUUGAGUUAAUGGAUUAUAUACGAACACAGGCUUCUUUCGCCUGUAUUACCGUCUUUGUUAUGGGUCUCGGCUCGAUUUUCUCAUUUUACACUUUCAAGAAUCCGCGUUACAUGUUUAAGCGGCUGGCAGGUGGUAUUCACUUGGUGUCGGCAUCCUCCGCCGUGGUAGUCAUACAAGUGCUAAUUUCAUCCGUAGAUUACACCAGGACACACUUGUUCUAUGCUUAUCCCGAUGGGGCGAAACUUACAUACGGCUAUGGAGUCUACUUGGCUUGGUUUACUUUUGUAGUGAACCUUGUGUGCGGUUUGCUAUUCAUGUGGUACUCAGGCAAGAAGAAGGGUGCCAAGGCACCGAACGAUGAAGUAGCUAUGGCUGAUGAGCCCACAAUAAUGGGAAGAUAAUAACCUCAACGAACUAGCUUUAUCUGGCAUAUAGAAAUGAAUAAUGCCCACCGAUCAUCUGUGUACCUUAAGAUUCUCACAUUAUGCUCCAAAACUGGACAAUUUUCUGGCGAAGCAUUAGGGAAAUUGCCUCUUCAUACCAAUGCUUCCUUUUACUGAGACUAAAGAAGUAUUCUUCGAAUAAAUCAAAUUAAAACAUCUCAAACUUUUAUACUCAAACAACAGCGGCUAUCGUUGUUUAGAAAUUGAAAUUAGUCAGAACUUUUUGGGAGUAAUUAGUUAUAUGCUAAUGUACAUUUUCUAGUUCCUAUGUGACUGGUUUUGUAAGAAUAUUGAAUGAAAAGAAGCAAUUUUUUACAUACUUAUGAAAGUAUGUAGAACAUAUAUUUAAAUGAGCAAUCAAAUUGAAAUUAAAAAGUCACUAUUUUUUAAAAAAUAAAUGUAUGUACAAUUUUGUAAAAUAUGCUUGUAUGUGCACACACUUAAAGCACGUAAGUAUGUGCUUAUAUGUUUGUAUGUGUGUUUAAACUUGUUCACUGUUGAAUUAAAUUAUUAAGCAAAUUAUUGCAACUGAAAAAAAAAAAAUAUUGUAUAAGAAAUUUAUAAAUGCACAUGUACAACUUAAUUGAAGGCAGAAGUUUUGUUCAGAUGCAAACUUCACGAUUUAAAACUAUUCUAAGCGGCUGUACGAACAUAAGUUUCUCUUAUUGCCUUUUUCUAUUUAUAAUAAACAAUUUAUUCAUAAUGGA